This is a messenger RNA of Lotus japonicus, 739 nucleotides long. RefSeq lists its product as uncharacterized. The record is from RefSeq and is a predicted model, not a curated record. The transcript is spliced from 2 exons. Lineage: Eukaryota; Viridiplantae; Streptophyta; Magnoliopsida; Fabales; Fabaceae. The coding region runs from base 94 to 513 and encodes 139 amino acids.
CUCAUUUUUUAGUUCAUCUGCAAAUUUGGGGUUGAAAAGUGAAGCAGGAUCACACCGCAACAAACCAAACCAAUCGAUUCGGUUGAGCGAACAAUGAAUCACAUCAGGAGCGGGUUGGUUACUAUUGGGAGUUGCCGGAGCAUGUCGACGGUGUCAAAAGCCGUCGCCGAAAUCGCCGGCGUCGGCAAGACCAAGACCCGGAAGGCUUCCAGUGAGCUCUGCACCUUCCUUGGCAUCCCUCAUCACUCUCGUUCCGAAAUCUCCUUGAUCAUCUCCAACUUCAUCAAACUCUACAAUGCCAGGAGUCCUGGUAUAAAAAAAGAUAAGAUUUGGGAGCAGAAUUUGCAAACUCUGUUGCGUGGUAGAAGCAGUGUUGGCUUCCCUGAGAUUGCUAAAAUUUUAUCCACGGAGUUCAGCAGUGGUGCCAUCAAUGUUAAGGAUAGUGGCAUGGACGCUUUCUCCGAUUCAAAGGGGAAAGGCUCACAGAAGAAAGGGAAAUCUUCAAAGAAGUAGACUUUCACAAGUUGGUAUUGCUUAAUCUGCAAUUCUGCAUCACAAUGUUUGAGAGUUUGAAUUUUGAAAAUAAUUUGUCUGUUGUUGUUCUGAAAACUAAUAUUAUUCUCUUUACUCCGCUUUAGAACUUUUGUUAGGCUUGGCCUAAUGGAGAAAUGGUUUAAUGCUUCAAUGUUUAUUUGAAUUAUGCAAGGUAGAUUAUGGUAUCAUUGGGAUUUUCAGGUUA